Molecule: messenger RNA, 1089 nt
Organism: Gastrolobium bilobum
Lineage: Eukaryota; Viridiplantae; Streptophyta; Magnoliopsida; Fabales; Fabaceae
Product: adenylate isopentenyltransferase-like
Exons: 1
Coding region: 1-1089 (362 amino acids)
Biological process (GO): cytokinin biosynthetic process; tRNA modification
Cellular component (GO): mitochondrion
Molecular function (GO): tRNA dimethylallyltransferase activity; AMP dimethylallyltransferase activity
Source: RefSeq, a predicted model, not a curated record
AUGAGACUUUCCUUUUUCUCACUUCAUCACCCUCUCCCUCUCCCUUCCCACUACCAUUACCAUUACCCUUACCCCAUCAAUUUUAACCAUUCUUCUUCACAUACCCUUUUAACUCUCUCCUCCUCCACCAGCACAACCCACACUGGGUCUCGCAUGGACGGCGCCUCCUCCUCCUCCUUCCAGCGCCACCGCCGGAAAGACAAGGUGGUCGUCAUCGUUGGCGCCACAGGCUCCGGAAAAUCACGCCUUUCCGUCGAACUCGCCACCUUAUUCCCUUUCUCAGAAAUCAUCAACUCCGAUAAAAUGCAAGUCUACAGAGGCCUCGACAUCACCACCAACAAGAUUCCACUCCACCAACGCAACGGCGUCCCCCACCACCUUAUCGGCAAUGUCGACCCUUCUCACGGCGAGUUUUCCCCCUCGGACUUUCGCUGCCACGCCGGCGAAGUCAUCUCCGACAUCACCUCCAGGAGGAAGCUCCCCAUCGUGGUUGGCGGAUCCAACUCGUUCAUUCACGCUCUUCUGGUGGAACGAUUCGACCCCGAGUUGAACGUGUUUAACGAUGAGUCGUCGCUUUCUAUAUCCUCCGAGUUGAGGUACAAGUGUUGCUUCCUCUGGUUGGACAUAUCAUUUCCUGUGUUAUCGGAUUACUUGUUGAAGCGAGUCGACGACAUGCUUGACUCGGGGAUGGUGGACGAGUUGGCUGAGUUCUUCGACCCGAACGCGACGAACAACCAAACCGGGUUGAGGAAAGCCAUCGGGGUGCCUGAGUUCGACCGGUUUUUUAAAAAGUACCCACCGGGACCCAGGGAAGAAGAGGGCGAUGAGGAUCGGGUGCGGAAGGGUGCAUACGAGGAAGCAGUGAGGGCGAUAAAGGAGAACACGUGUCAGCUGGCGAAGAGGCAGAUAGGGAAGAUCCUGCUGCUAAAACGGGCAGGGUGGGACCUACGUAGGAUUGACGCCACGGAGGCGUUUCGGGCGGCGCUGAAGUCAGGGUGUAACGGCAGCGGAGACGGUUUCCCGGAUAUAUGGAAGAGGCAGGUUUUGGAACCAAGCGCGAAGAUUGUGAAGCGGUUCUUGAUGGAGUAG